AGCCAUAAGCCAAGGUCAAUUGUUAGCUCUGAGACAAAAUAUCCAUAGGUUGAUCAUACAAUAGGAUCAUUGCAAAAGAAAAGAAAGAAUGCAGUUUUUUGGAGGAUCCGAGCUCAGUCCAUCGCCGCCGACACCGACGGGGACGGGGACGGAAAACAAUUCCCACAUGAUCUACAUAUUCAAUCGGAAUGGAGUGUGCUUGCUUUACAGGGAGUGGAUUCGCCCCCUCCACACUCUCAACUUUCAACAAGAUCACAAGCUCAUGUUCGGUCUCCUGUUCUCGCUCAAAUCCCUUGCUGCAAAAAUGGAUCCCACCUGCGCCGACAAAGGAAAUUUAGGGGUCCCUCAAUUGCCAGGUCAAGGUUGUUCUUUUCAUAGCUUCCGUACUAAUACCUACAAACUUAAUUUCAUGGAAACUCCUUCUGGUAUUAAGUUUAUAUUGGUCACUAAUCCUGGGACUGGUGAUCUUCGUGAAACACUCAAGUAUAUUUAUAACUUGUAUGUUGAGUAUGUUGCCAAUAACCCACUCUAUACCCCUGGAACUCCAAUCAGGAAUAGAAGCAAUAACACAAGGCACCAUACAUUCCCAUCUCUCUUCUAGGUUUUCAAGCUUUUAAAGCUCAUUCUAUGGUAGGCAAGAUCAAAUAUUUGUCUCUCUGUGCCAUCUUAAAUAGAGUCUGACCAAAUGAUGAUCCCUUCAAAUGAUUCGAACUCGAGACAAACAUCUUUCUAUACGGUGGGUUUAAGGUCCCACAUUAAGCCACUUGAAUGAUUGUCAAAUUCGAACCUUUGAAAUUUCGCUAAACAUGU
Molecule: messenger RNA, 810 nt
Organism: Hibiscus syriacus
Lineage: Eukaryota; Viridiplantae; Streptophyta; Magnoliopsida; Malvales; Malvaceae
Product: trafficking protein particle complex subunit 1-like
Exons: 4
Coding region: 89-601 (170 amino acids)
Biological process (GO): endoplasmic reticulum to Golgi vesicle-mediated transport
Cellular component (GO): TRAPP complex
Source: RefSeq, a predicted model, not a curated record